AUGGGCACAUCAAAAAAGCUUUUCAUCACCUUGAUCCGCACGCACCACGUCACGAGCCGCAAGAAGCUACAGCGCGUGAAAAAGGCAGCUGCGCACUUCGACAUACCCUUCGUGCUGGUCCGCUACGGCGGCACUCCAGGCCUGAUGUACGCCGAGAGCGACCAGGCACCAAACUUGGGCGCCUGGGUGAGCGCUGUGAAGGAUCUGCGGUACAAGGAUUUCCAGUGCGUCUAUAAGCCUGAGAUGAGGGCUCUGAACCAGGACGGCCCGGCUGCUGCGACGAUGCCUGUGACUGCUGGGGCGUUUAAUGAGAUCGAGUCUGUUUCUUCGUUUGGGCAGGUCAUGGAGAGUAAGGGACUGGGCGAGUGGUUCAAGACUGGCCUGCUGAGCAAGCGGGCUGGACAAUUUGACGGGGAUGAGUGA
Diaporthe batatas is the source of this 423-nucleotide messenger RNA. RefSeq lists its product as uncharacterized. Lineage: Eukaryota; Fungi; Ascomycota; Sordariomycetes; Diaporthales; Diaporthaceae. The transcript has a single exon. Bases 1 to 423 code for a protein of 140 amino acids. The record is from RefSeq and is a predicted model, not a curated record.